GUGAGUGGACGUGUGAGCGUGUGACUGAAGUCAAACAAAACGCGUGUUUAUAGUCAACAAAAGUUUAUGGGUGUUUAAAUAAUUAUCGUGUAGUGAAGUGAAACAUACUCCUAAAAGGAUUUCACUUAAUGGUGCGGGGGUGAAACAAGAUGGCGGCCGAUCAGCUGCGGCUGCUGCUAUGGAAGGACUAUCUAGUGCGGAAGAGGAAACCGAUAACGAUAGCUGGAAUAAUCUGGGCGCUGUGCGUCGUCUCCAGCAUAUGUAUAGUCCGGUACAAUAUUGACAAUCAAGACUUCCCUACAUGUCAAUUCGCAGCUCGUAGUCUACCGAGUGCAGGAGUCCUAUCAUUUCUACAGUCGUUUAUAUGCAACGUGAACAAUGAAUGCUCUCCCAUGGAUGAGUUUCAGGAGAUACCGACUUAUGAGAAAUCCAAGUUGACACAGCUCCAAAGGCAGCUAGCGCCACUGAUAUCCAACGCGAGUGUAGUGGAAGUCGCAGGUUCGAUUCCAGAUGCACUCAAGUUAAUAUCCACGUUGGCUGAUGUGGCUGAUGAACCAGCUUUUUUGGAUAUUACUAAGAACGGUAUCUACGUAAAGGAUUUAUUUAGAAGUCCGAACCGCGUAAAACGCUACCUCUCCAGUAACAUGAAUUUAUCUGAUGAUGUAAUAAAUAGUGUGGUGUCUGCUAAACUUGGUCUGGGUUCCAUUAUGAGUGGUGACUUGGACAGAUGCGAUAUAAAUUCAAUGAAAAAUUUAAUAAAAGUACAGAAUCAAGAACAUCUAGAAGAAUUUGUUGAAGUUUUAUGUUCUCUGUCUAAAAGUGAUUUACAGAAAACGAUCACUGACUUACUACCUGAAAUCAAUAUAGGGAAAUAUAUAACAAUGGCUGGCAACAUGUACCGCAAGUUAUCAGGCGACUCUCGCUUGACCGAACUGGGUGAAAUGGCCACAGCGGGACUCAGGAUGCUCUCCAUCAGAAGCUUUCUACCUCCAGAACUUAGCGGGAUCUUCUUUGGAGAUGAAGGAGAUUUUAGUUAUAUGCCUUUGUCUAUGGUAAACAAAUUCAUGGAUCUAUUUCAACCAACAUUUGGUGAUACUCAGUCGUUCAAAUCAAUCAAAGAUGUUUCGGAAGCAUUCGUUCUUGGAGUCAAAUAUUUAAACAAAAUACUUAAUAAACAAGAUGAAUCUGCAAAUAAGAGCAGUAACGCACAACUUGAUAGAAUGUCUAAUGUUUUAAAUAAUGCUUUAGAUGUCGCUCAAGAUGUAACAGCCAAUGAAACAACUAUAGAUGUAUACAAUAUAUUAACCCGAAUAACAAACUUGAUGCUAAAAUUCCUCACGAAACCGCAAAAACAUGACGUCCUAUUCUUUUCCACCCUUCUUUCGAAGUUAAUUCAAGUAGCGGAUAGGAUGGUCAACAUCAACACUAAUAUAGAACAGACGAUCCAUGACGUAUCCUUGCGGAACCCCGCGGGGGUUAGAGUGCUUGUGGGGUUGCCAUUAGGAGUUAUAUCUAAGGGUUUAGAAGGGCUAGCUGAUCCUGAGAGAGCGCAAAUUAUAACUACAAAUCUGGACAAGCCAGGCCAAACGUUCUGCGACCUGAACCGCAUCAGUCAAUUCUUCCUCGUCUCCAAACAAGAGGCUACGCAAUUGAAAAGUCGCCUUUGCACUGACGCUUGGAAAGAAUAUGUUAAAGAUAUGAUAACUUCUUUUGGAACUUAUGAAGCUAAGGAUAAUAUAAACGCAUUGGCAUCCCUGUUUGUGAUGGAAGCACUUGGCACCGACAUAUCCGACCAACUAUAUUCUAUCGAUAAAGACUUCCAAAUACUAAAGAACUUCACUCAACUAAUCGCAAAUUUGGACAAAGUUGUAAAACCUGAACUCAACUGGGACGCUAUAUUUAACCCAAAAGAGGAUGCUAAAUUCUUAAAAGUAGUUAAAGAGAAGGAAGGUCUUGGAAAACUUAUUUUAUUAGCAGUCCACGGUUCUCUAGCAAAAGAAGUAGUAAAGCAGAAUCCCUUAUUAGAAUUCAAGAUCAGUCCCUUCCUAAAAGACGCUACAACAAUGGUAGAAGCCCUCAAUCAACAAUUAGAUCUAGCUUCUAAAGAUUUAGCUGAAAGGGCUAAGAAGAUAUACCCAGAUGUAUUGAAGAUGCUUGCACUCACAGCAUUGGAUGAAAAUAAGGUCUACAAAUCCUUAUCAACGGCAAGUGAAGAUAUAUUUUGUUUCGGUUUCCAAAAUGCCACAAAAUACCUGAAUUUCCCGCCAAAUGUAGAUGGAGAAAACUUGGUGCAAACAUUGUGUGAUGUUUCUGCUGAAAUUGAUAAUGGGUUGAAAGCUGAUUCUAUGCUAUCGAAAGCUAUUUCUACAGUAAAGAACGCAAGCCAUACAGUUUUAGAAGAAGUGAAUUGGACAAAGCUAAUCAUGAACUUGAAGCAACUAUACAUUACAUUAGAAACCGACUAUCCAUAUGUUAUCGAGUUCCGUAGCUACGGGAUGGACAAACAAACGAAAAUACAAAUUGAAGAGAUGUUCAUGGAGGCUAAGGACUUCUGGUUCAGUUUUAGAAGUUUGAAGAGAGUAUUGAUGUUAAGUAUAAACGUAGGCCUACGAGUGAUGGAUCUCCUCAACAGCGAAGCGUUCGGCUUGUCACAGGAAAUAUGGCUCAGGAUCAGAUACUAUCUUGCCAUUUUAACUGGACCUAUGCAUGCUAUGAACGAUUUCGUCACUUUUGUUCAUGGAGUACAAUCAAAUAAGUCGCAACGAACGGACAUACCACCAAAAACGGCAGUCGUUUUAGACAGAGUUUUGUCCAAUUUGCCGAAAUUUGUCACUGAAUCUGUUGAUAUUAUAGUUAGGGAUACUGUCGAGGUCCAACCAGUAAUAGAUUUAAUGAAUGGCAAUCCACCCUGGCCGUGUGGACCGAGCCUUACAAAAUUGAUUCCCUUUACCAAUUCGUCAGAACAAGCCCUUAUCUCUCUGGAGACGAUAUUGUGCUUCGACAGAACUUUCCAGAACGAAUGGAGGGAAUAUCUGGAUGAGAAGAAUGUCACGCUUUUUAAAAGUGCAAAAUGGAACACGACUCAGUUCGCUCCACACGUGUUCCUACAGUUCUCUUCAGCUUUCGACAGAACUGUCAAUAACUUGGACAUAAUAAAGGAAAUGAUGCAAAGUGCUUUCGCGGAACAAAAUAAUGAACGCCUCAGUUUGAUGUCUGCUUGGAAAUAUACUGUGGACACUCUGAAUACGACGGAUAGAGAUGUUAUAUUAAGAAAGUGUUUCACCAAAAUCGACACAGUCCUGAACUCCAUAAACACGUCGACCGUACAAGAGAACUUACCCCUCUAUACUCUAUGGCUGAACUACCUGAACUGUUCAGACCAAGUGUACAUAGACAAUCAGUGCCGGGACGUGGGCAGAGCCGCGGGGAAACACAUGUUUAAACUGUUGUCUAUGGCCAUUGGAAACUUUUCGGAGGAUGUCGCCACUUAUUUGAGUGAAGUUAAUGAGGCAAAUGCAACACUACUACAGCAGCUCGGUUUCACUAGCAACACGGCUAUCUACAUGAUGUAUGACAAAAUGCCAGAACUAAUGAGUGUGCUCAUCAAUUCGUAUUGGGAUUUUGGCUUUAUGAACCAGGUUCGACGAGCAACCCAAACUAAGUUCUGGGACUGUGACGCAUUACUCUCUUCUCUGAACCCUGGACCAGGAAGCCCUAUCUCCAGAGCAUUUAUCCAGCGGCUCCAACCAUUCGCCUGUCCCUCUAUUUUGUACUGGCUCUCUAUGCCCAGAGGGGCCAAUGUGUUCUUGGAUGUUAUUGCAAAACCGCAAUAUUUACUAUUCACACUUAAUGUUUCGCACUUCGAAAGCUCCUUCGACAAGGCGUAUGUAGCCGCAACUAAGAUGACCAAUCUAUUAACAGACAUAGCAAAGCAAAAGCAAAUUAACAAAAUCGACUUCUCCUUAGACACACUUAGAACUAAAUUAAAGGAACUUGUUGACAAAAUGUUAUCAUAUAAAAUUAAAGACACCGACCCUUCAUACGUAGAGUUUAACGAAAUGAUGAAAAAACAAACAGUAUCUACAAUAUAUCUAACAAGAACUGUCGCUAUUACUAACAAAAUAGCUGAAUUAAUAAACAUUUUCAAUGUGGCAGAAGUUAUUAGUAAUAUUUCUGAUGAAGACAAGAAAGCUAUUGAAAGUGAUUUAAGUUCCAUAAAAAUGGUCUUCAAAAGACGAGCAGCUGAAGUAGUUGGAAUACAUUUCGAUGUAAUCACUGAUGUGUUAUGGACAAACAGAAAAGACUACAAAAUUACCAAUGCACUCGAAGUCAUGUGUGAUAAUUUGAAAGCAAAUGACACUAGUAAAGUGAUUUUAGGUGAUAGUGUCAGAAUCAGAGCUAUUAUUUGUUCAAAACAAUACAAAAUUAUCUACAAUGCGGUGCAGUAUGUUAUGGAUGAUGAUGCUAAAAAUGCAAGAAACAGCUUGUUAAAUAUGAUGAAGGUUUUGCAAAAUGAUAGCACUGAAGAUGUAUCGAAUGUAUAUGAGUUUAUCAAUAACAACCCCUCAAUAGUAUCAUCUUUACAAAGAUCCAUCACCUCCGCAUCAGAGCUUUCUAUCCCCAUCUACCUCAAGUUCCUGGGCAGUACUAUCCAACACCAGACCAUAGUGAUCGACUUCCUUGCGGGGGGAGACUGGUGGGGGGGACUGAGGAGAUUGUACACUGGACCGUAUUCUACCAACUUCUUUGAUUCUGUCGAACAAAGUUUUGAGAUUGCUGAUAAUUUGUUGACCAAUUUGGAUAAGAUACAUAUAGUAAAGCUCCUCCGCGACACCAACAUGAACGACACAGAGUCGUUGUGUCUUCCCAACGUCACGAUAUCGGACUACAUCCCGGAUAGUACGGGGAAAUUGGCUAAACUACAAGUUCAGCUCUGUGAUGGAAACUCCAUCAAGGAAAUACCGUUUUUGGUGUUCGCUUCACAGGGUUACGACGAUUCGUUAGAACUAUCAACAACUGUAGACUAUCCAGACAUAGACUCUGAUAUAUCACAACUAGAAACGAAACUAUCUUCUACAAUGGAUGGACCACAAUCUCCACAAAUACCUCUUUGGGUUACUGAUGAGAAUUUAUCGCAGUUUAGAAGUUUAAUGCUGAAUUUAUUGUCUAAGGAAACUUUGACAAAGAUGGCGUUUGGGGUUAUGAGUAAUAUUGUCGAUGCAGGCACUUUGUAUUUGAAUACGACUUGCGCGAUGUGCUCCCAGCCCACAAGCUGGCUGAAGCAGCUGACCCUGCAGCUGUUCAAGCGGCAGGAGUACGACGCGCUGCUGUGCCACCUGCACGCCAUGACCCUGGAGGAGGUCUACAUGACCCUGAGGAACGACUUCCAUUGGGACAUGGCCAUUAGUGAGGUGAUAUCAACACGCAACUACACAAAAUACGAACUUAACAAAGCGAUGAAUGAGUUACUGGAACAGAUCAAACUGAACCUUCUAGAAGACAUCACGGCUAAUACUAGCAAGCUAGCUGACUGUCUGGCUAGAAAUGUUACCAGAAACCCGCUAGGAAAUGCUACAUUAGUAACAACAGUACUAUCACGCGUAAUAAAACUGCUCAGAGCAGACUUACCUCAUCUCCAAGAAGUAGACGGUAUCACAGAAGUCCCUUACCUUCAAGAACUACAUAACGAUGUAGCACAUAAUCUAGAUGUUAAUAAACCUUUGACUGAAUAUCUGAAAAGUGACAAUACGAUGAUUAAAGAUCUAGGAAAUAGUAUAGAUGAUAAUGACCUGAUUGAAGAUUUCAAGGAUGCUGAUAUUAAUUUGCGUAAAGUAAGAGAUCUGCGAUCAUUGAAUGAGCCAAUACAACUUAAGAAAUACAACUGGACACAUGUAUGCGCCUCAUAUAAUUGCAGUGAAGUGAUCAAGAUUAUAGACAAUAAUUUGAAUAUGACUUUAGUGGAGGAAAUGUUACCUGAAAUCCAAAGUGAAGUUUUCUGGAAUUUCAACUUCAUGUCCAAAAUACUACACCCAGAAGAGAUCAUAUUAGAACACAUAGCCAGAGUUUUGGGAUUCCUCAGUAAAAUGGAUAUAAAAGGGGUGUUGGAUGGAAAACUGACUUCUUUAAUUGAUAUUGCUAUGCAAGUGCUGAUGGAUGAUACGCUGAAUGGACUGGUUUAUAGCAUUGAUGGCAUCCUCACAGAAGCUCACCCUUUUCUACAAGAUACAGAUCUAGAUUUUGACGUGAAGUCAAUUACUAAAGGAAUGCAGGUGCUGCAUCAAAUGAAAGACUAUGUUGUUGAAAAUGACGUUAGCAUAACUCUAUCAGAUAUAUUCAAAAAUCCAGAUAAAAUAGAAACUUCACUAAAGAACAUCGGCGUGAAUGAUUCUAGCUUUUGGUCGGAAGCAGCUCCCAAACUGCAGAACGGAAAAUUGCAUUUGAAACCGUUACUCUCCCCAAAAGAUGGCCAAUAUCACAUAAAAGAUUUUAUUUGCAAAACCGAAGAUAUAUCUAAAGUCCUAACAUCUGAAGAUCUCGAUAUUGCUUCUACAGAUGAAAUUUACUCCGCAAUUGUCGAGCAGUUUUGCAAUAUGGAAGAUGGACUGGCGAAACAGAUUGUACCGGUUUUGGUUGAGAAUGUUAACUUUACAUUUAUAGUGGAUCAGAUAAAAUCCUUUCUACUAACCAAGCUCUACACAGCAUCAAACCUCACGCAAGAAGAGGGCAGCACAGUAUUCAACAAAUUCGCCGACAUGGCGGCAUUAUUGCCGACAGUUCAGGGAAAAGUUGGCAACUUGACCGACAUGCUCGCUAAGGAACCGCUGUUCCAAAGAUUGAAGAGCGGUUUCUCUAUUGGAAGUUUAUUGUCCUCAUCAGAAAUGCUAUCCGACGUAGGCAACAUGAUGUGCGGCAAACCAUUCUUCUCCGGAGUGAGUCGCUUCUACAAGACCAUCGUCAGCUCGGUGACACUAUCGUCUAAACCUGAUGAGGAGCAGUUGAAGGUUCUGCCCACUGACUUCUGCCGCUCAGUAUACACGGAGAUAGUAAACAUGGAAGGCGGUAAGAUUGUAUGGAGCUUCGUAAAGCCGCUGCUGAUGGGCAAGAUUCUCUACACACCGCCCAACCCUGCUGUUAUUAGUAUUGUUCAACAGGCAAACACAACAUUCGGGCCAACAUCCCAACUCUUCAACCUGGUCCACUCGUUUGCUCACGCGUUUUCAUCUAUCGACAAGAUGGCGGCGCACAAAGCUGGGCUCAAAGCGUUACAGGAACUGCUCUCCGCUGAUGAUUAUAAGGAUCUCAGGGUGUCGCUCGUGGGGGAUGUGGGAGUACCUGAUAUGGAUGUGGAGGAACUGCUUGGGGGGAUUGGGGAUACUGAGAGUCUAGGACGUCUAUUACAAAAAGCAUCUAACUUCCUUCAAUGCAUCAACCUGGACCGCUUCAAGCCGAUGCCGAAUGAACACGAACUGACAUUAGAAGCUGUUAGACUUAAUAGGAUUAAUGAAUUUACAGCUGGACUCGUCUUCCUCAACAUGACUGACGAUCAGGCAACAAUUCCAACUGACAUCGACUAUAAGAUAAGGAUGGAUAUCGAGAAUUCACCAACAACAAAACGAACGAAAAACUAUCUCUGGACCCCCGGGCCUGAAGCGAGUUUCCUAGAGAACAUGCGUUAUUUCCGCGGCUUCGUCCAAGUUCAGGACAUUGUUGAGAAGGCACUUGUCAAGCUUUCAGGCAACUCGACGGAUUGGGCAGUGUACACCCAGCAGAACCCCUACCCUUGCUAUAGGAAGGAUCUGUUCCAAACAUCUCUUUACGAGUCACAAGCUCUGUUGGUUGCGUUCUACUUCUCUUUGCUCUUCACCGUGUCUUCCGCCGUUCGGUUCAUUUUAGCUGACAAGGAGUCUGGACACACUAUGCUGCUCCAAGUGAUGGGCGUGAACCUGAGCUACCACACGCUGUCCUGGUUCAUAGCUUCCCUCCUGGAGAUGACUGUCACCAUGGCGCUGGUCUCUAUCGUGCUGUAUGGGGGCAGCAUCCUGCCACGGACUCCACCUUCACUGACCUUCACACUGCUGUUCAUAUUUGGUGUCUCUGUGUUAAGUUUCUGUUACAUGAUGAGUAAGCUGUUUUCCUCCGCGAGUAUGGGGGCAGUGGUUGCAGCUCUGGCUUACCUCACUACUUUCAUGCCGUUUGUACUUAUUCUCUCUCUUGAAGCUGUUAUGACAAGCGGUCUCAAAAUCUUUGUGAACCUCUCAAUGUCCUCCGCCCUCUGCUACGCGUUCCUCCUCAUCACGCGUCUAGAAGCAGCUGGGAGUGGGGCUCGCUGGGCCCACGUGUGGGACUCGCCUGAUGGGGUUGGGGAUAUCAGCAUUGGGCUCAGUGCUGCCAUGAUGGUGAUAGAUGCUGUGAUUUACUUUGCUGUGGGGUAUGGACUGGAGAUGGUGUGGGGUUUAAAAACAGUACAAAACAACAUAUCCCACGUACCGUCAAGUGACGAGAAAGCUGGUGUGAGCAUCAUUAAUGUGUCAAAGAUGUACUCGCGGGGAACCAAACCCGCGCUCUCUGGCGUCAGUAUGGAGUUACGACCGGGGCAAAUUACUACGCUAUUGGGGCACAAUGGAGCUGGGAAGACUACGCUUAUCAACAUCCUGCUGGGCACAGUGCGCGCUAGCGGCGGCGCGGUGUGCGUGCGGGGCGGCGCGCGGCGCGCGGGCGCGUGCCCGCAGCGCGACGUGCUGCACGCGCCGCUCAGCGCGCGCGAGCACCUGCAGCUGUACGCGGGGCUGCUGCGCGGCGCGGCCGGGGACGACGUGGAGAGCCUGCUAUCCGUGCUAUCUCUGGGCGCAAUAAGCGACGAGCCCUCGUGCCGGCUGUCGGGCGGCACGCGGCGGCGCCUGUGCGUGGCGCUGGCCUUCCUCGGGGACCCGCCGCUUGUGACGUUGGAUGAACCCACUUCGGGGGUGGACCCGCAUGCUAGGAGGGAAAUCUGGUCGAUGAUAUUGAAGCUUCGAGAGAACAGAACGAUCCUGCUUACAACUCACCAUUUGGAUGAAGCUGAACUGCUCAGUGACCAGAUAGUCAUUAUGCACAAGGGUCAGAUCCACACAACAGGAACGCCAAUAGAAAUAAAGAGAAGCCUCGGCUCCGGAUACAAACUAUCCGUACAAUUCGAACCGCUUCCACAAAAAGAAGACGAAGACAUAGAAGAGAAGACGAAGAAGGUUCUAGAAAUUACCAGAAAUGUGGCCAAGAAUGCAAGUUUGGUUGAUGUGUGUGGGGCUGAUGUGGAAGUCAAUGUGCCGUUUUAUGAUGAACAUGGAGUUAAUAAUGAUUUUGUAGCUUUGUGCAAUAAUCUGGAGCAGAAUCAGGAAUCGCUGGGCUACCGUAACUACAGUAUGGAGUGCACAAGCCUUGAGCAAGUGUUCUUCAACAUCUGCUCUCAGCAGGAUAAUAGUAUUGAAAGUGACACAGCAUCCAAAAGCACAUCAUCAGCGUGCUCUCGCACGGAGCGUGUGCACGUACCACUUAGCGCGGGACCUUCUAAAUUACAGCAGUUACGUGCGCUUGCGCAUAAACGACUACUGCACUAUACACGCAACAGAAUGCUACUUUUCCUACUCAUAAUCCUGCCAUCUCUGUUCGUGACGAUAGCCAUGGGAUUCGCCACCAUCCGCCCUCCGGCCAAUGAUGAAAUUUCACUCAAAUUGAACAGACAUCUGUAUGAAGAAUCUACAGAUUACUUAAUACCUCAACCAUCUACAUAUUCUCCGGAUGUAGACCCAGGGCUCGCUAAACGAGUAUUGGACAUCUUAAGAUCUCAGGAGCAAGCUAGAAACUGGACCAGCCAGGAUUCCCUAACCUGCAAGUGUGUAAACGCAACGCAACAAUGUGAUGUUCCAAACAAAGUGGAUCGACCAAAAUUGAUGCUGUUACCUGAUGCAGAAACUUUGAACGAUUGGAUUGUUACCAGCCAGCCAGUCUAUAUCGAGAAGCGCUAUGGAGGCUACUCCUCAUCCCUCAGCAACAACAUAACCAACCUUGUAGCGUGGUACAACAACAAGGGUCACCACGCACUACCCUCCUAUCUCAACGAACUGAACAACGCGCUGCGCAGAGCUGUGGGGGGAGGGGGGAGGGUCACCCUCUACACACACCCCUUGAAGAUAUCGCACGAGCAGAUUAAUAAGGAUAAUGUGUACCAGCACGUAGCCGACGCCGGGAUAUCAGCGAUGCUAGUAGUGGGCUACAGCCUUGUUAGCGCUGGGGCUGCCCUGUACCUGGUAGCGGAGCGAUGCGACAAGCAGAAACGUUUGCAGCUGCUGUGCGGGGUUUCGCCCGUGCUGUACUGGACCACCGCCCUUAUCUGUGACAUGCUGGUCAUAGUGAUAAACAUGGCGAUCACAGUGGUUAUCCUGAAGGUGUUCAACUUCCCAGUAUUCGUGGCGAGAAACAACUUACCUGCCAUUUGUUUACUUAUCUUCUUGUAUGGGUUCGGUUGCGCGGGCGUAGUGCACGUGCUAGAGAAAGCCUUCAAUUCAGCGAGUCUGGCCAACAUGGCGCUGUUCUGUGGCAACACGUUCGCGGCGCUCGCCGGCAUCGCUAUACUCCUCGUGCUCGAUAUUAUAUCCGAUUCUGAUGCGACAGACCACGCCCGCUGGGUGCUGCACAAAGUGCUGAUGCUGAUCCCGCAGUUCGUCUUCGCGGAUGGACUGCUGGAAAUUGCCAAGAAUACUAUUCAAGCACAGGUGCUAGGCCAGUUCGGUAUGGACACAUACCGUGACCCGCUGACCGGCACAGUGGUGCGCUACCACUACAUUUCACUGGUGGCAGUGGGUUCGGUUCUCUUCUUGCUGAACCUGGCUAUAGAGUACCACUGUUUCGAUGAUAUGUUUAACUGGAUAUACUCCCGCAAGGCAAUAAGCAAGAAGCUCAGUAAACACGUGCUUAUUGACCCCGACGUAGCGCGGGAAGAGCGCCGCGUGUCGGCCGCAGCAGCUCCACUGCGCUUGCGCACUAUUGGCAAUAUUAAUGCGGGUUUCAUAGACUCAGAGGAGCUAAAGAGCCACUCACUAAAGCGCGUGGAGUCCAACUCAAGCGUGUCUCCCGACACUCGUGACGCGAUCUCUCUGUGGCACGCGAGCCGCGUGUUCGCGGGCGCACGUGGGCCAAAACUGGCGGUUGAUGAUCUUACACUGGGGGUGCCGCUUGCGCAGUGCACAGCGCUGCUCGGGCAGAACGGUGCGGGCAAGUCGAGCACGUUCGCGCUGCUGACGGGCGAGCUGCGCGCCUCGCGCGGCCGCGUGCUGCUCGCCGACCGGCCCGCCAGCCGCAAGCAGCUCUCCAAGGGGGAUAUUAGCUACUGUCCGCAACAAGACGCGCUAGACCCGCUGCUGACAGUGCAAGAGACGUUGAGAUUCUACUGCCAACUACGGGGACUGGCUCAGAAGGAUGAGGUGAUAAUCCGCACAAUGGAGCAGUUCUCCCUAACCAAGUACGCAGCAGUGCGGUGCGGUGCGCUCAGCGGCGGGAAUAAACGCAAGGUGUGCGCUGCUGUCGCGUUCAUGGGGACCAACCCUGUAGUGUUGUUGGAUGAGCCUACUAGCGGCAUGGACCCGUUGUCCCGCGGGCGCGUGGGUGGCGCGUGCGCACGUGCGGCGGGCGCGGGUCGCGCGGUGGUGCUGUCGACGCACGCGCUGCACGACGCGCGCGCCGCCCGCCGCGUGGCGCUGCUGCGGGACGCGCGCCUGCACGCGCUCGCCUCGCUCGGGGACAGCCUCAACAGGUUCGGUGGUGGUUACGUGGUAUGUGCGCGUGUGAGCGCGGACGGUUCAACCGCGGCAGGAGAACGCGGCGUGUGGACGCGCGUGCGUGAGCGCAUCCCGCACGCCACGUUAACUGUCUCGCAUCAAGCUGCUCUGCACUUUAUCGUACCUAGUCUUGCCAACAUUGACGGCAAGCAAGUCCGCACGUGCGUGGGCGACGCGUUCCGCUGGCUCACCACGCUGCAGCGGGAGGGAUUGCUUGAAGACUUCACCAUCAAUACUACCUCGCUUGAACAGAUGUUCCUCCACUGCAGCGGACAGUCCACCUCACUGGUAGACCCUCCUCCUCAAAACGGUUUCUACCCCCAAGAUAGUGAAGACCUCAGUACUGUCACUUCACUAUGAUACUAUUUUCCUUAAGAUUUUAGGUCAUAUAAGUUAAAUGUAUGGUCUUAGGCAUUUAACAGAGCUCAAGAAAAGUUAAACCUAUACGUCUAACUCAAAUGUGACUUAAUUUUAAGUCUGUUGAUAACAUGCAAGCUUUAAUACACACCUUAAAAUUAGGUGACGUUUGAGUUAAGUGAAACAUAGGAACAAAUUACUUAGACACUUAAUUUAUGUAAAAAAAUUAGAAUUGUAUGUUAUGAAAUAUUUUAUAUAAGGACAUUGAAUGUCUUCAUUUUGUAAAAAUGAUGUCGGAAAAAUAUGUUAAUGUAGGGGAGCAAAUGCAAUAAAACAACAGUCUCAUAGCACAAUAUAUUAAUUCUUAAGAUAAUAAAUUAAAUGACAUUAAAAUAUAUUUUACAAUGUUACCAAAAUAAUGAUCUUCAAGUUCCGUCCAUUUUGAGAAUUAGAUGUAAGUAGAAACUGUGAUCUUUUAGAAUCUUAUAAUGUAUCGUGUUAAACACUAACAUAGGCAUUUAGAUUUGCAAUUGGUUAUUCAAACGGAUCUCAUCCGUUAAAAUCUUCAUAGCUUCAUAUUUAUUUAAAUCAUAGUAAAAUACUAUUUGCCAUCUUUAUAUACCAUAAAAACUGAUCGACUAUAACUCUCUUGAGAAUUAUCACAUUAUGUGCUUUUUGUGGUUCUAACUCUGUACGAAAGUACGGAUUUUAAAGAUAUACUCAAAUCCUAUAUUCAAAAGGUAUUAAAAGUUCACUAGAAUCCCUUUCCUAUUUAUAAAUGAAGCUACCAAUAAGAAAAUAUAAAGUACUUAAUAUAAUAAUCCAUUUACAGUAUAGGAACUGGACAGUAGAUAACAUACGAAACUCUGUGAUAAACUUAUUUAACGUGUGUUUUAUAUAAUAAAAUGGUUUUUGGUA
Messenger RNA from Colias croceus (clouded yellow), 13085 nucleotides. RefSeq lists its product as uncharacterized. Gene Ontology annotation, cellular component: intracellular membrane-bounded organelle; membrane. Gene Ontology annotation, biological process: transmembrane transport; lipid transport. NCBI's taxonomy places the organism in Eukaryota, Metazoa, Arthropoda, Insecta, Lepidoptera, Pieridae. The coding region runs from base 150 to 12170 and encodes 4006 amino acids. The record is from RefSeq and is a predicted model, not a curated record. The transcript has 70 exons. Gene Ontology annotation, molecular function: lipid carrier activity; ABC-type transporter activity; ATP hydrolysis activity.